UCUCUUUCACAGCUGUCACUCGUCGGCACGUGCUGGAUAAAGAAACAAGCGCCCCUCUCUCGCGCGGUGACAUGUAGGAACAGGAAGUCAGGAAACAGGAGAAGAGAAAAGUUGCACUAGAAGUUUAUGAAAAAUGAGCCGAAUUUAUCACAACACGUCUUUACAGAACAAACCAGUUCACAAUGAGAAAUUCGACCGCGUGUGGUCUCCCUCUGCGUAUGAAAGUGGCCAGGGGGUCCUUUUAGAAGGAAAGCUACUGGAUGUUUCCAGACAUGCCAUCAGUGACGACAGCAAUCAAAAGGUCCGUUUCUAUGUGCUGUACAUCAAACCCAGCCGCAUCCAUCAGAGGAAGUUCGAUGCCAGUGGUACGGAGAUGGAGCCAAACUUCAGUGACACCAAAAAGGUCAACACUGGCUUCCUCAUGUCCUCCUACAAGGUGGAAGCUAAAGGGGAGUCGGACUGUCUGUCUGAGGACCAGCUGUCCCUGAUGGUGAACAAAGCUGAGCUGGUGAAGAUGACUGACCAGCACCGACCCCCCGGGACCUGGGCCUUCUGGUACCCAGAGUCAGAGAUGGACACAACCGAGCUGGAAACGGGACAGGAUAUACGACUGAAGACCCGAGGAAACAGUCCUUUCAUAUUCUCGUUAGCCAAAGUGGACUGCGGAACGGUGACCGGGUGUAACUUUGCUGGCGAUGAAAAGGCCGGAGCGUCGUGGACGGACAAGAUCCUGGCCAACAAAGCAGACGCAGUCAGCACUCAGACGCCCGGCCAAGGAGAGGGAGCCGAGGAGGAUGAAUGGGAUGACUGAGGAAGCCAUCAGCCUGAUGUCUUGGCGCUGUUCCCGUCUCCAGGGUGAACCGCUUCAGUUCGGAUCCCUUCCUGCGUCUGUCUUGGCCUUGGGACUCCCACAUUUUACCGGAGGUACUUAACUUCUUUGGCCCAGGGGCCGAAAACCUAGCGUCACUUCCCCAAUAUGGGAGCAGACCCCUCCAGCUCCAUGUGUGUAUCUUAGCUGCCUUUGAAACUUUACUCUUGUAUACUUUGGAUAAGAUCCGCAAUUGUGUAUAACUGGAAAUUAAGCUCUGCUUUUAUUUUUUUAUUUUUUUUAAUCUUUCUGAGCUUUUUCUUCUACUCCGUCCGUUUGUGUCCAAGUUUAAUCCGGAGUUUCUGCAUAGCCUGGUGUGAAUGACAGUCCCAAAUAUCUGUUUUACUACACACUUGUUGGUCCUUUCAUACUGUCAUUUAAGUCCUGUCUAGAGAGACUCGUUGUAUUUAAAGUGUAUCUCUCGUUUCACAGGCUCAGUACACCGCUUUAGUUCUGUUUGACAACUGAAGUAUUUGGGAAAGCGUUCGCCCACCUGACAGUAGGGUCGGGAACCGAAAACCCAAAUUAGAACUGAAUCCAAAACCAAUCCAAAUGCCAAGAACUGUGCACUCGCAAAAUAAAAAUGAAUUUCGGUUCUGCUUAUUGGUUCCUCAACAACUACACACGGCGCUCCUUCUGGACUGGACGACGCCGGGCUCUGCCAUACGUUUAGUUUGUAGGGGACAUAUGGGCAGCUGUGUGCGCCAUGGAAACGCUCGCCACACACACACAGUCACACACAUCAUCCUUCUUAAAGGUGCAGUAAGUCAUUCUGCACAAAGGUCGUAGAUUGUUGAAGCAUUCACCUGCUCCCCCCCCCCCACACCCCCCGCCUAUCAUCAACUGUCUGCCUGUUGCCGAUUGGCUGGAACAGUGUUUUGUGGCUCGUGCACUCCUUUCUGUUUGUUUUCCAUGUGGAUUAACACGCCCAGACAGACAGGAAACGGAGAGCUAGGGGACCGUGAGGAGGUAUUCAUUCAAUUUGACAAAACGUGUAUUAGUCUAAUAUCACUUUCUAUACCUUUUUUUUAACCCAGUGGUAUAUUCAUAUUUUAACAUGUUUAGCAAAUGCUAUGUGGAGAAAUGACUUUAGAAGUUGAAAGUGGCAUGAAAAGAAAAGACUCUAGUAAAGUACAAGUACCUCAACAUUUGGACUUAACUACAGUACUUGCUGUCACCAUCAUAACUCAACGUGACAGAAACGCCUCUGAUAAGAUAUCAGGGUGUGUCUAGUUACUCAUAUACUGUGUAUAUAUAGAUAGAAUCAUAAUUAUUGUAUUAAAUAAUAAAAUAUAUUCCUUAUUGAAGUCAUUGCACGCAGUUAUUAUCAUUUGGACAUCAUAAAAUGUGAUUUUAGAUACUAAGGAUAUGGCAAAUAAUUAUAAUUACCCAUGUUUCCCUGAAUUCUGAGUCCUUUUUCAUUUCUAUAUCAGACAUUUGUGUUUCUUUCAUCCAGAAUUGUUAAAAGAAAUAACGUGGAUUUAUCUACUUUAACAUAUGGAUGGAUGGGAUGAUUGAUGCUUUAUCUGCUGCCACUUGCUCUGCCAACCAGGUUUAACAAAAAUGACAUGUACUUCUAUACACAAUGACAAUGUUUUAUUAUUAAAAAUAACAAUUUCAACAACAUACAAGAAUAAUUUUGUUUCUUCGAUUACAACAUAUUAUACACAUAUAAACAUGUUCCCUAUAACUGACUUGUGCAACUGGAAAUUGGCCACAUCACAAUGCUGGUAAAUGUCAAAUCACUCCGCACUGAAAAUACAUAUUUGCUAGAAGAUUAUUAUAACGAAUGCUCGUAUUAAACCAUUUGCCACAGCAAAAUUGUUGACACAAAGUUUGGCUUGUAAGUCGGCAGCGGUGAAACAAGCUCCAAAGUAAGUGUCUGACAACAUUAUGGAAAGGAUCCCAACAGAGAUAGAUACAGCUCUGAUGUCUCUAGUGCUAAACCCACCAGACUCCAUUUAAAAAAAAACAAUACUUUAAGCGUGUAUAGAGCCAAUAUAUUUGAGGGGAAAGACGACUCAAACCGUCUUUUCGUAGUUUUAUUUAGUUUCUGUUGACUUUGAAUGAAGUGUAUUUUACAAUGCAAAAAUGACUCUUUAUUUACAUGGAGUCUGGUGGGUUUAGUGAAUGCAGUUUCGUGGAUGUUUUCAUGUUUAAAAAAGGAUUUUACUCUUUAACAGAAAGAUCGACCUCCUUAGAAAUCCUUUCCAUAAUGUUGUCAGAUACUUAGAAUAAUAAUCUGAGUCUGUCAGCAGCAAAACGAGCACUUUAUGAAGGUGAAUACAAGCUGGACAAUUGUCCUAUUAACUUACGUUGUAUCUUGUUUCUCCACUGCUGACUGCAGAGAUCUCUCUUGAUACUGGACCAAUGUCAGAGACUGUUGUUCCCAUCAGUCACUUAGACACAGAACAUGGGAACAUAGGGUCCAGGU
This is a messenger RNA of Etheostoma spectabile (orangethroat darter), 3302 nucleotides long. Its product is annotated as arpin. Lineage: Eukaryota; Metazoa; Chordata; Actinopteri; Perciformes; Percidae. The record is from RefSeq and is a predicted model, not a curated record. The transcript has 6 exons. Bases 134 to 811 code for a protein of 225 amino acids. Gene Ontology annotation, biological process: negative regulation of actin nucleation.